AGUGAACUUAAAAUAAUCCCAGUCCACCCUUUGACUUCCGUUCAAACGCUUCCUAAAAGCAUUUCAACUGUAUUCAAAGGACAGUCUUGACUUCUGACCUGCAACAGAACAGAAUGAUUUGGUGUGGCGGUAUUCUGCUGCUGCCCGUCUUGGCGCUGGCCAACUUCACUCAGGGUCCUUCGCUACUACUGGACUCGGAAUGGGAGAGCUGGAAGACCGUCUACGAGAAGGACUACAACAGCCAGGGGGAGGAACAAAGUCGGAGGUCCAUCUGGGAGAAGAAUAUGCAGCUGAUUGAUGCCCAUAACCAUGAAUACAAGCGGGGGAUCCAUUCCUAUCAGCUGGGGAUGAACAGCCUGGGAGACAUGACGAGCGAGGAAGUGGCUAUGAAGAUGACCGGGCUGAGAGUGCCACGGUUCAGGAAGUCCAACAGCACCUUCCUCCCUGACGGUGACCUACGGAAGCUGCCCAGGUCCAUUGACUACCGCAAGAAGGGUUAUGUCACCCCAGUCAGGCACCAGGGAUCCUGUGGCUCCUGCUGGGCCUUCAGUGCCGCUGGUGCCCUGGAGGGCCUGAUGAAGAAGAAGACGGGGAAGCUGGUGUCACUCAGCCCUCAGAAUCUGGUGGACUGUGUUAACCAAAGUGGCUGUAUAGGAGGCUUCAUGACAGAUGCCUUCAAAUACAUCAGCACCAAUAAAGGCAUCGACUCUGAGAAGGCGUACCCUUAUGUUGCAAAGGACCAGGCAUGUGCCUAUUAUGCUUCAGGAAAAGCUGCUAUGUGUCGUUGGUACAAGGAAGUGGAGUCUGGGAAUGAAAGAGAGCUGCGGGUCGCCGUUGGCAGGGUGGGCCCUGUGUCCGCAGCGGUCAGUUCCUUACUGGACACCUUCCGGUUCUACAAAAGGGGUGUAUACAAUGACCCCAGGUGCAGUGCAGAUGACAUUGAUCAUGCAGUCCUGGUCGUGGGAUACAGUUUCACCUGCUGGGGAAAGAAGUACUGGAUCAUCAAGAACAGCUGGGGGACAGACUGGGGCAUGAAGGGAUACAUGCGAUUAGCGCGCAACCUCAACAAUAUCUGUGGAAUCGCCACCAUGGCCAGCUACCCCAUCAUUUAACCACUAGGGGGUGCUAUACCAGUGAAAGAGGAGAUACUGGUGAAGAGGUGUGGGAGAAGCAGAAGGACCUUGCACUCAAAGUGGAUGAAAAACAAAAAAACGGGAAAAACUUCAUCCAGACAUUGAACAUCAUUGACGACUGCAGAAAUUCACUCAUCGAAAUACAGCUGUGUACUCCAACAGCCCCCACUGCUUCCAGAGCUGCAGUCGGAUGACUUGCACUAGAUAACUGCAUGAUUUGUUGGGAGUGUCGUACCAAAAUUCUUUCAUAGCCAUUGAGAAUGAGGAAGUGGUUUCUUUUCAGCCUUCAGAUCUAUGCCGUGUGACACACUUUGUUGUUCUGCUCAGUUUCGGCACUUUAAGAUCACUUAGAACAGGAGAGGCUAAUUUUAUCCACAAACAGCCAGUGUUUGUGUAAGUUUUUGGGAUAAACUUUAGGUCAGCUGUUCAAACCCAAGUGUCAGAUCUCUUCAGCCAAUCAGUCCUCUAAUUAGUAAUCGAAUUAGGGAGUUGCAGCGAAAGCAGGAACACACACAAUGGAUACGGAACUUCCUGGAUAAUAAUGGCCACAUAAUAAGAGCAGACACAGAAUAAGAGUGUUAAGCAUGUAUCUGUGCCAAUAUGAUAGUCAGAUCAUCCAUCCGUAGUAUUUUGCAGUGUUCUUUUGUGAACUUCUCAUACGUUUCCUGAGAAUUCCUGUGUAGAUUACUGAAAAUGGAAAGGUUUGUCAAAUGAGAAUAUAUAUAUAAUACAACCCAUAAAAAAAUGCUUGUAACGGUGAACUUGGUCUUUGAAACGAUGCCCAGAACCAUAAGUGUGAUUAAUUUUUAUGUCUGGUUUGUUUUUAUCAAAGAAAUAUCUCUUCUGAUAAUAUUUUUAUUGAGAGAAUGAAAUAAAAGCAUGCAAUCAAA
Molecule: messenger RNA, 2023 nt
Organism: Brienomyrus brachyistius
Lineage: Eukaryota; Metazoa; Chordata; Actinopteri; Osteoglossiformes; Mormyridae
Product: cathepsin K-like
Exons: 8
Coding region: 114-1112 (332 amino acids)
Biological process (GO): immune response
Cellular component (GO): lysosome
Molecular function (GO): cysteine-type endopeptidase activity
Source: RefSeq, a predicted model, not a curated record